UGAAAACUAGUACACAGGUUAAGUUUCUAUUUCCCAGCUCUGAGCUUUUCAAAGGGGGCGUGUCCUGAAGGGAUCAUUUUAAAAUGAGCUGCAGCAUCUUCCUCUGCUGUUCGGUGAGACGGUGAACUUCACUCACUACAGAUCAAUAACCAGAUCACUGCAAGAAACUUGGAGGAUCUUCACCAUACAAGUCGUCCAUCAUGGUGGUGAGCACCCUGAAUGAACUGCCCCUGCUGAAAUGCUCCGGCUUCGGUCAGCCGUGGCCGAGACAUGGCCUGGACCUGUUGUACUGGUUUGCUCAUGACUAUAUAGACUUAAGCAAUGGUGAAAUUGUCCCCUGGUUCAGGCCUCAGAAUGGAAACUUUGGCUUUCACAAGUACCACAACAGAAUUGAAGAAGAGGAUCACAUUGUGCCCAUUCAGAAUCUCCCAUACUAUGAGGUGGGCAACCUGAAUUAUCCAGGAGCAGAGCAGCUCCCAGAUUAUGUCACGGCAAAAUACAACCGCAGUAGGCCUAUUCUUGACAGUAACAAGGAUCGCAUUAUUGUGCGUCUGGACGAAAAUGGCAGCUUCAACAGGGUGUAUGUGACUGAACACAGCGACCUGAAACGAUUCGACAGCAGCAAAACCUACCGCGUGAGUCAGGGCCUCCUCCAGAUCAUCCAGAACAUGAGUCGAGAUCAGUAUCUCUCUGUGGUCACCAACACCCGAGAGGAACAUGUCAGACUACAGAGUCAGAGUUACGAGACGCCGUCUAACAACGACUCCUGGUGUGCCAUUCUUUAAAUAUAAAGAGCCUGCCAUUCAUCUACUCUCAUUUUAUUAUAGAAAUAUUUUUAAUAUAAUCUUUUACAUUAAACUGAUUAAAAUAUUCAUUAGUGAUGUGCGGGAAAUCGCGCCUUUAUGAAUCGAUUGUGUGAAUCGAAGCACGUACCUGUCCAAGUCACGUGAUUUCAGCAAACGAGGCUUCGUUGUAUCCUACUGUUUUGAAAUGUAAGUGCUGUGAGGAUGGGGUGGUAUUAAAUGUAUUAAACGUGUGGUUGUCAGUGAAUCUCGAGUCAUUUUUACCAUGUAAGUUGAUUAGAAUGCAUUUACAGGACUUUAACCAACUGAUGUCGUCAGCGUGCAGAGUUUCGAGCGCCCGAAGAUUCAUUUGGUUCAGUUCAAUUGGUUCAGUUGAAUCGAAGCCUUACUUCUCCCGUCACUAUUAUGUUAUUUCAUGUUUAUAAUCACACAUAUUUAUUCAUUUGCUGUUUUCCUUUCAUUUCUAUUCAAUAUGUGAUUUCUCUGUCUUGGUUUGAAAUAAAAUGACUUUGGAAACUCA
Ctenopharyngodon idella (grass carp) is the source of this 1323-nucleotide messenger RNA. RefSeq lists its product as uncharacterized. The record is from RefSeq and is a predicted model, not a curated record. Bases 201 to 785 code for a protein of 194 amino acids. NCBI's taxonomy places the organism in Eukaryota, Metazoa, Chordata, Actinopteri, Cypriniformes, Xenocyprididae. The transcript is spliced from 2 exons.